Molecule: messenger RNA, 3638 nt
Organism: Xiphias gladius (swordfish)
Lineage: Eukaryota; Metazoa; Chordata; Actinopteri; Istiophoriformes; Xiphiidae
Product: rap guanine nucleotide exchange factor 1-like
Exons: 23
Coding region: 198-3053 (951 amino acids)
Biological process (GO): positive regulation of GTPase activity; Ras protein signal transduction
Cellular component (GO): plasma membrane
Molecular function (GO): guanyl-nucleotide exchange factor activity
Source: RefSeq, a predicted model, not a curated record
AAGAGAGACAGGAAGAAGAGAGAAGAAGGUAGAGAGACACCAACACAGACAGACAGAGGCAUGAGGACAGAGGAUUAAACUGUCACUCUGCUGAUCUGUGACCAGCUGUCUGUCUGUCUGUCUGUCUGUCUCUCUGUCUGUCUGUCUGUCUGUCUCUCUGUCUGUCUGUCUCUCUGUCUGUCUGUCCACCUGCAGACAUGUCGUCCCGGGCUGAGAGUAAGACAGCCUCUCAGUUUGCGUCUCUCACCAUGAGGCUGAAGGAUAAGCUCCACUCGCAGCGGAUUAGACGCACCGAGCGAAUCAAACACACCCCAUCACAGAGAACUAAACCACCUGACCUGAACCUGCAGGAACACACAUUGCAGCACAAGUCAGGGUGUAUGUUGGCGGACCAGCAGCGGGCCGUCGUCAGCUCUCUGCAAUACUUCAAAGCUCUGGUGGACAGACUGGGAGUAGACAGACCCGGAGUGAACAAACUGGUCCUGGACCAGUCUGUGGUAGGGGGUCUGCUCGGCGGGGCCUCCAGUGGGGUCUUGGAGGCGGUCCAUACUCUGGUCCAGCUGGAGCCACACCUGCACAACAGGAAAACCAUCUCUGCCUGUCUCACUCGUCUCUACCUGUCUUUGGCUCAGCUGAUUCACUGGGCCGAUCAGGUGAUGCUGCAGGGCGUCGCCCACGACAACAAAGAGUCCACAGCCAGCGUUACCACGGUGAUCAGGGCCGUGCUGGACGGGGUCAAGGAUCUGGUUCGAUUGGCUGCAGAGAGACAAGAAGGCUCCGCCCCGUUGUCUCCUGUCCAACCACAGCCUGCCGUGGGACAAACAGGAGGGUUUGAUGACCGGGAGACAUCAGACAGGAUGCCGGCCUGCAGGAGUCCUGCGGAUCCUGCGGAGGAGAAUGGGGAGGAGAGGGUGGCUUCAGCUCCUCCAAAACCGCUUAUGCCUCUCCUAGACCCCCUCCUCCAGUUGCUCCCCCCACAGGGACUCAGUCCUCCAGCGCUGCCUCCUAAAAAGCGUCAAUCAUUGUCAGGCCCCACCCCCUGCAGGGUGGCCAUAGUUGCACCAAUGAGACGAGGGUCUGAAGCUAGCGCCCAGGUACGACGGGAGUGUGAGGACGACGACUGUUUGAAGCGAUGCUCUUCAUCUUCUGCAGACUCUGUUCCUGACAACACACACUGUGAGGAGGAUCCAGACUACGACUUCCUCCAUACAGACCUCUCCUUCUCUGAGAGCCUCCCUCCUCUUCCUCCCUCCUCCUCACUGCCCCCUGCCCUGCCAGAGAAGAGACGACGUAGUGCCGCAGGUACGACCAACUCUCAGGCCGCAACUUCUUUUGGAUUUGACUCCACGCCGCAGACACAGGAUCCCGCCCACGGUGACGAUGUCACUGAUCUUGAUGUGCCUCUGUCCUCCCCCCUGUCUCCCAGCAAGACUCCCCCUCCCCUCCCUGAGAAGAAACGACACAUCCAUCAGUACCUCCAGUUCUGUUCGUCCUACGACGCUCAGUCUGCAGCCAUGUUCUACUUGAGACCUCCAACCUUCAGUCAGAGUUACAGCAGCAGACAGCGAGAGGUGGAGACCACCAACCAGUUCACACACACACACCUGGACACAAACACACCGCCUGACAUAGAAUCCACCCCCUCACCUGAGCAGCCUCCUGCUCCGGCUCUACCACCGAAGAAGAAACAACAGGAUUCAGCCGAAGACGUCAAACAAAACGAAGUGAACCAGAGCAGAGACAGUUUUCAGAGUUUCCAGGAGGAGGAGGAGCAUGACAGGAGGAGCAGGGAGGAGGAGGAGGAGGAGGAGGAGGAGGUUUUACUGACCAACCAGCAGGAGAUCCUCCACAGAAUCACCAUGAAGCCUGAGGAGGAGGAGGGGCCAGACGUGAAGGCAGCCUCUCCUGAGAUUCUAUUGGUCUACGCCACAGAGACUGACAGCAGCACUGAACAGGUCCUGUAUUGUGAAGCCUUCCUCGCCACCUACAGGACCUUCAUCAGCCCAAAUGACAUCCUCAGCAAACUACAGUAUAGGUACAGACACCUGUGUGAAGGACGUGAACCUCCAGACCUGAAAGCUGCCAAAAAGACUUUUCAACUGCUGGUCAGAGUGGUGGACGAACUGAGUGUGAUGGAGAUGGACUCUGAUUUGCUGCUGCUGCUGAUAGACCUGGUGUUCAGCCUCCUGAUUGGUGGAGAGCUGGGACUGGCUCACACACUGCGCUCCAACAUCCUGUCCAAAAUGGAGCAGAAGUGGCAGCUGAUGGGUUCUCCACUGUCACUCCGCCCCCUUGCAGCCAGGGGCGUGGCAGCCAGACCAGGAACUCUUCUGGACUUCAGGAGUCAGGAUUUAGCUGAACAGCUGACUCUGCUGGAUUCUGAACUCUUCUACAAGAUCGAGCUUCCAGAGGUGUUGCUGUGGUCUAAAGAGCAGAAUGAGGAGAAGAGUCCAAACCUGACAGAGUUCACUCAACACUUCAACAACGUGUCCUUCUGGGUUCGUUCGGUCAUCAUCCUUCAGGACAAACCUCAGGACAGAGAGAAACUACUGCUGAAGUUCCUGAAAGUCAUGAAGCACCUGAGGAAGCUGAACAACUUUAACUCGUACCUGUCCAUCCUGUCAGCGCUGGACUCCGCCCCCCUACGACGCCUGGACUGGCAGAGAAACAAAGCUGAGGCUCUGGAGGAGUACAGCUCUUUGAUUGACAGCUCGUCAUCAUUCAGAGCGUACAGAGCAGCGCUGGCUGAAGUGGACCCUCCCUGCAUACCCUACCUGGGUUUGAUCCUUCAGGACUUGACCUUUGUCCACCUGGGGAAUCCAGACACCUUGAUGACAGCACAGGGUUCAAAGGUCAACUUCUCUAAACGCUGGCAGCAGUUUAACAUCCUUUACACUCUGAGGAGCUACCAGCAAGUUCCCUACUCUCUGCAGCCCAACGAUGACAUCAUUUUGUUCUUUAAUGACUUCAGCGAUCACCUGGCAGAGGAGGCAUUGUGGGAGCUCUCUCUCAGGCUCCGGCCCAAGAACACCCCACGAACCAAUCAGAGAUGACAAAUUAAAAUAGACUAAACCAGGACAAAAACUGGGUUAAUCUAUGCUAACGGUGAUCAUCACAAGGCUAAUCUGGGUUAGCUGGAUGCUAACAUGUUGGUAUUAGAGAAUGAGGUGGACAGACCAGGUGCUAACCUUAACUAAACUUGUAUCAAACUUGGUUAGUGUGGUGCUAGUCUGGGGCUAACAUAUCACAGGUAUAAAGACUUGUUCAAAGCUGUUCAUAUACUGGGCUAGCCAUGCUCAUCUGGACUGGUCCUGCAGUAACUUUCAAGAACCUGGACCCUCAGCCACCUGAGCAAGUUUAUAUAAACAGAGGUUAGCCUGGAAAUAGCCUGGGGCUAGCCAGGGAUAUCCAGGUGUUAACAUGGAUUAAACCUGCAGUCUAGAAGGGCGUGGCCUCCUCCAGUUUCUGACCUCAGAACUGUGCUUGUAUUCACAGCAAUAUUCUAAUUAAAAUCACUGUUCACCUGUCAACUCACCUCGGCUGAUCUAAUUGGCUGAGGUAGAAAACUUAAUCAGUAAUAAAUCUGGGAACACCUCAGAAGUGUCUUUAUAUAUAUGUGUGUGUGUGUGUGUGUGUGU